Polychytrium aggregatum is the source of this 1494-nucleotide messenger RNA. RefSeq lists its product as uncharacterized. Lineage: Eukaryota; Fungi; Chytridiomycota; Chytridiomycetes; Polychytriales. The record is from RefSeq and is a predicted model, not a curated record. The transcript is spliced from 4 exons. The coding region runs from base 1 to 1494 and encodes 497 amino acids.
AUGCCCUGGAGUUCUGUGCCCAGAGUGACCCUCAACUUCAUCGGGUUUCCCUCGAGCAGCAGCCAGACUACCGGCGAUAUACCACCAGCCCCUGCUCGACGAGUAAUUGCUGAGCUUCCGGCGGCCUCUGAGCGCCGUCCCCUGUCCAUCCAGGACUAUCUCGUGCAAGUCAAGCAAGAGCAUCUACCCGAUGACAACGGGAUUGACCCAAACAAGGCCGUGCUCUACACGGGCGAUUUCGUGGCCAUACCCAAAGCCAGCGCCGUCGGCAUCCUCCGAGACGGCGACCACUUGAUUGUUGCAGCCUACGGCGGCCCUACAGGCAAAGACAAGCGCGGAGCCGACUCCCACCAUGAUGAUGGUGCCAAGUCGAAAAGCCGGGGCGAUGAGUCGGCAAAACCCAAGAUUCGAGACGAUAGAAAGGCUAGCUAUGCAUACGAUUCUCACGUUCGCAGUUCGGACGAUGAGAUGCAGUCUCACCGAGAGAGAGACCGUGAUGGCGGUCCGACGGAUACCAAAGGCACUCGGCACUACGACGAGCGAAGUCGGCACGAUAAGGACGAUGACCGUGGAUACGACCGGAACGACCGGAACGACCGCGCUAGUGAACGAGAUCGAGGAUACGACGGCGACAAGGACAGAGAUCGCGAAAGGGAUCGUGGCGAGAAAGAUCGGGGUGAGAAAGACCGGGAUCGGGACAGGGACCGCGAUCGAGACCGCAGCGACAAGGAUCGCGGCGAUAAGGAUCGAGACCGAGACCGAGACCGGGACCGCAGUGAUGGCUACGACGACAGAAAAAAGAAGCCGUCGGGUGGGAAGAGCAAGUACGACGACGACGAGCCGUAUGAGCUGGUGGACACCAAGAGACUUGGGGCUAAGCCCGACCGCACCCGGCAUGAUGCUGAUGACCGCAGCCACUCCAAGCUGCCGAUCGAAGAAGAGGGCGACUAUCGCGGACGGGACUCUCCCAAGAAGACCUCCAAAGCCGACUACGAUUCGCACAGCACCGAGUAUGCGAAACGGCCGUCGGCAACAACCCGACCAGCAGCCAGCAAUACACAUGAAGGCGAUCGUGACCGUGAGACAGGCAGUCGAGGACGCCGAGCAUCAUCGCCAGGUCCGUCCAACAUGAAGCCGGGCAGCGAGUCGCCGCCUCUCGACAAGGCCCAUGAAUCGUUUGCCAAGAACUCUGGAAGCAAGGACAGCUCGAAAAGUCCAUAUCCAAAUCCACCAAGCUCCAAGGAGUCUCACUCUCGUUCAGCAUCUAUAUCGCGGCGUGACGACGAUCGACCGCCAAAGCUUGGGAGCUCUGUUCAGUCAGCACAGACCACUGGUUCAUCGAAGACGAUCGAGCGAAGGCCCUCGCUGCAGAUAUCCGCCUCGAUGACACCGGAGAAGCCGAAGGCGUCCUCGGGAGUCACCAGCUCCGGCGGCCGAUUUUCGAUUCAUGAGGGACAUUCAUCGGGAGGUAAAAGUCGUGAAGCCGAGUUUUGA